GUCCCCCAGCUGGAACAGAUCUCUCUGCGGAGCCUGAGACAAACAUGGAUCAAGAAACUGUGGGCAACAUUGUCCUGUUGGCCAUUGUCACUCUCAUCAGCGUGGUCCAGAAUGGGUUCUUUGCCCAUAAGGUGGAGCAUGAAAGCCGGACCCAGAACGGGCGAAGCUUCCAGAGGACGGGGACACUUGCCUUUGAGAGGGUCUACACUGCCAACCAGAACUGUGUGGAUGCGUACCCCACUUUCCUGGCAGUGCUCUGGAGUGCGGGGUUACUCUGCAGUCAAGCACCUGCUGCCUUUGCUGGACUGAUGUACUUGUUCGUGAGGCAGAAGUACUUUGUUGGCUAUCUUGGUGAGAGGACGCAGAGCACACCUGGCUACAUAUUUGGGAAACGCAUCAUUCUGUUCCUGUUCCUCAUGUCCGUGGCUGGCAUUUUCAACUACUACCUCAUCCUCUUUUUCGGAAGUGACUUUGAAAACUACAUAAAGACAAUCAGCACCACCAUCUCCCCUCUGUUGCUCAUUCCCUAACUCUCUGCUGAAUGCAGGGCUGUUGCUCUCAUCUAAUCAAUACCUAGAUAUGCUCAUAACUCAAUCCUCUCAAGGAUGCAGGUCCCUUUAGAUAGCUGUAAAUCUAAUGGCCAUCUGGGCUUGCCAGCUGAAGUUAACCUUGCUUUUCCUGGAAGAAGACAGCAGCUCGGUUCCUUGAACAUAGCUGUGGCCCCAGAGGUGUGAGGCAGACCUAUGUUGGCCUUUUCUUGGCGCCCAUUGCUUUAUUAUGACCGGGUUGGUGGUUUCCUAAAA
This is a messenger RNA of Sorex araneus (European shrew), 803 nucleotides long. RefSeq names its product arachidonate 5-lipoxygenase activating protein (gene ALOX5AP). Gene Ontology annotation, cellular component: nuclear envelope; membrane; endoplasmic reticulum. Lineage: Eukaryota; Metazoa; Chordata; Mammalia; Eulipotyphla; Soricidae. Gene Ontology annotation, biological process: leukotriene biosynthetic process. The transcript has 5 exons. Bases 45 to 530 code for a protein of 161 amino acids. Gene Ontology annotation, molecular function: glutathione transferase activity; glutathione peroxidase activity; enzyme activator activity. The record is from RefSeq and is a predicted model, not a curated record.